CUCCCUGCCAUCUGAUGAACAGGGUUAGAGGGCCACCUCAACACUACUACCACAGUAGAGGGCCACCUCAACACUACUACCACUCUACCACAGUAGAGGGCCACCUCAACACUACUACCACUCUACCACAGUAGAGGGACACCUUAACACUACUACCACUCUACCACAGAUGACAUCUUUGGCUCUGCUGUGCCAGAGCAACUAAGGAGGACUGAUGCUUCGCUUCAACAAAACAGUGGUUCUGGCCCUCCUCAUCGCUACCAGCUCUGUUUUCCUCCUAUUCCAGCUCUAUCACUACAGACAGCAUGUCUCUCAGAAUGGACCACAUAUGUUUGGAAGGACAGUUCAUCUGUCAGGAAAGGAUACUCAGUGGCAGGUGGUGAAGAAGUUCAUGGGUCUGGUCCAUAAGUACAACAUGCCAGUGUUCCUGGUGGACACAGCCUCCCUCGGCCUCCUCUCUCAGGACUCUAUGCUGCUGAGAGACAGCCUGGUUAAAGAACCCCACUGUACUUUCCUCUGCACGAACAGAGACGUCCUCACCUUCGCUCUGCUCAACAACCUUUGGAAAUACGACGCUGGUUUGGUGGCAGCAGCUGAAGAGAAGGGCUUUGAACUGUUGGAGGUGCGAGGGAAAGACCCUCGAUUGGUCAGCAUGGACGACCUAUCAGGAAACGAGAUCCCCCUCCACUUCCUGUUCCGUCUCCAAGGUUACGUGGUCCAUGUGGUGGUCCUGUACGAGCGCAGCGGGAACUACCUGUGGCAUGGCCUGCGACUCAAACCAAACAUGGACAGGAAGUGCCCCUUCAGAAGGCUGGACUAUGGCCGCAACGCUGGAGCCUAUGACAGGCCAGAGCUGGUACUGACCACGUUGGACGGGCUGGAUGUCCGGGUCCCCAGGAACAUCUCUGGAUUCCUGACUGAAUAUUCCCAGGCUCGUUUUCUGGAGUGUAGAUACAGGGAUGCACGCUCCUUCUUCCAGCUGUACCCUGAUGACACGUCUCCUGAGGCAAUGAACUUCAGGAUGAAGGCGAAGGCUCUGCUCCACCUAGCUGCCAGGAUCCUCACUGAGCUCCGAGUCCCCUUCUGGCUAAGUAGUGGUACCUGCCUGGGUUGGUUUCGGCAGUGUGGCAUCAUUCCCUACAGUAAAGAUGUGGAUCUGGGCAUCUGGAUUAAAGACUACAGACAUGAUAUCUCUCAUGCUUUUCAAAAGGCUGGUCUUCCGUUGAAACACAAGUUUGGAAAGGUGGAGGAUAGCCUGGAACUGUCCUUCCAGGGCCUGGAUGUUAAACUGGACAUUUUCUUCUUCUAUGAGGAAACUGAUGUUGUGUGGAACGGAGGAACCCAAGCUAAGAGUGGGAAGAAAUUCAAGUAUGUGUUCCCCAAGUUGACUCUCUGCUGGACUGAGCUGAUGGACCUGAAGGUGCGUGUCCCCUGUGAGACGCUAGACUAUGUAUCAGCGAACUAUGGGCCGACCUGGAACACGCCUGUAAAGACCUGGGACUGGAAGAGCUCUCCGCCCAACGUGCAGGACAACGGGGUGUGGCCUGUCAGGGAGUGGGAUGAGGUCAUCCAGGUGUACUGACAUACUGCUACACUACAUAUGGGGUGUGGCCUGUCAGGGAGUGGGAUGAGGUCAUCCAGGUGUACUGACAUACUGCUACACUACAUAUGGGACUACAUUGGAGUACACUGAAACCACACGGAAGAAAAUGGACUGAAACGGGGAGGGUCUAUCGAUCUGGACCGUCGAUCCUGUUUUUGUACAUUUUGCUACGGCGUGCACUAUACGACCCUGAGUGCACCUUUCCGAAGUACACUACACCUGAAAACCCCACACCAAAGUAGCAACUUUAAAGACUACUACUAAGGGUGUGAGUCUGAGCUGGUGGCUUACCAUUGGCUUACCAUUGGCUGGUGGCUUACCAUUGGCUGGUGGCUUACCAUUGGCUGGUGGCUUACCAUUGGCUGGUGGCUUACCAUUGGCUUACCAUUGGCUGGUGGCUUACCAUUGGCUAGUUGGUUGUGAACUGCAGACCACCAAUACUGGACUCUCUUCCUCCUUUGGACUGAAGCAAAUGUCUAUUGAUCUGUAAUGUGUGUUCCUUGUUUGAAAUACUGUAUUACGUUGACAAAAAGAUGUCAUAGACAUUUUAAUAGCUACUGACAUUACUUACUACUGACAUGUUGGGUAGGGCCAUAUUACGGCCUUGGCUGCUUGAUGUGGGGUUAUUACGGCCUUGGCUGCUUGAUAUGGGGUUAUUACGGCCUUGGCUACUUGAUAUGGGGUUAUUACGGCCUUGGCUGCUUGAUAUGGGGUUAUUACGGCCUUGGCUGCUUGAUAUGGGGUUAUUACGGCCUUGGCUGCUUGAUAUGGGGUUAUUACGGCCUUGGCUGCUUGAUGUGGGGUUAUUACGGCCUUGGCUGCUUGAUAUGGGGUUAUUACGGCCUUGGCUACUUGAUAUGGGGUUAUUACGGCCUUGGCUGCUUGAUAUGGGGUUAUUACGGCCUUGGCUGCUUGAUAUGGGGUUAUUACGGCCUUGGCUGCUUGAUAUGGGGUUAUUACGGCCUUGGCUGCUUGAUAUGGGGUUAUUACGGCCUUGGCUGCUUGAUAUGGGGUUAUUACGGCCUUGGCUGCUUGAUAUGGGGUUAUUACGGCCUUGGCUGCUUGAUAUGGGGUUAUUACGGCCUUGGCUGCUUGAUAUGGGGUUAUUACGGCCUUGGCUGCUUGAUAUGGGGUUAUUACGGCCUUGGCUGCUUGAUAUGGGUUUAUAUGGGGUGCUAGGUGGUGGUGACAUUAUGUUCAUAUUUUAUAUAUUUUAUGCCUCUUGUGUUUCAGGAAUCAUUGAUUUGCCAACAAAUCGUAUCUUAUUUUCCUUUGUAUUGAGUUUUGUCAUCGUUGUUGAAGGGAACUAUGAUCACGCUAGCCUGAGUUCUAGCCUGAGUGCCAGUCUGUCUGUGCUGUCAUGCCAACUCCUUGUCACUCAUUUAGCUUGACAAUGACAGCAUUGGAGUUAUCAAGAGAACAAACUGAUCUGGGACCAGGCUAUGCUCACCAGCUGACGACUCCAAUUUUUUUAAAUGAUUAAAAGCUUUGAUAUGAUGAGACCGGUCAGAAAUAUGCAGCGUCCCAUAAAACAACCCAGACCAGAACCGUAGGCCUGAUCACCGACAACGAUGAGACAGCCUGUAGGGAGGAAGUCAGAGACCUGGCCGUGUGGUGCCAGGACAACAACCUCUCCCUCAACGACGAGACAGCCUAUAGGGAGGAGGUGAGAGACCUGGUCGGGAGGUGCCAGGUCAACAACCUCUCCCUCAACGACGAGACAGCCUAUAGGGAGGAGGUCAGAGACCUGGCCGGGAGGUGCCAGGACAACAACCUCUCCCUCAACGUGAUCAAGACAAAGGAGAUGAUUGUGGACCACAGGAAAAAGAGGACCGACCACGCCCCCAUUCUCAUCGCCGGGGCUGCAGUGGAGCAGGUCGAGAGCUUCAAGUUCCUUGGUGUCCACAUCAACAACAAACUAACAUGGUCCAAACAUACCAAGACAGUCGUGAAGAGGACACCACAAAACGUAUUCCCCCUCAGGAGACAAAAGAUUUGGCAUGGGUCCUCAGAUCCUCAAAUGGUUUUACAGCUGCACCAUCGAGAGCAUCCUGACUAGUUGCAUCACUACCUGAUAUGGCAACUGCUCGGCCUCCGACCACAAGGCACUACAGAGGGUAGUGGGUACGGCUCAGUACAUCACCGCUUCCUGCCAUCCAGGACCUAUAAAGACUCCAGCCACCCUAGUCAAGACUGUUCUCUCUGCUACUGCAUGGCAAGCAGAGCCAUAAGUCUCCAGCUAAUCAAAUGGCUCCCCAGACUAUUUGUAUUGCUGCCCCCCCUUUUACACCUGCUACUCUCUGUUGUUAUCAUCUGUGCAUUGUCACUUUAAUAACUCUAUGUACAUAUUACCUCAACUAACCGGUGCCCCCGCACAUUGACUCUGUACCAUAACACCCUGUAUAUAGCCUCCACAUUGACUCUGUACCGUAACACCCUGUAUAUAGCCUCCACAUUGACUCUGUACCGUAACACCCUGUAUACUAGCCUCCACAUUGACUCUGUGCCGGUACACCCUGUAUAUAACCUCCACAUUGACUCGGUACCAUAACACCCUGUAUAUAGCCUCCACAUUGACUCUGUACCGUAACACCCUGUAUAUAGCCUCCACAUUGACUCUGUACCGUAACACCAUGUAUAUAGCCUCCACAUUGACUCUGUACCGUAACACCCUGUAUAUA
This is a messenger RNA of Oncorhynchus masou masou (cherry salmon), 4284 nucleotides long. Its product is annotated as ribitol-5-phosphate transferase FKTN-like. Gene Ontology annotation, cellular component: Golgi membrane. The record is from RefSeq and is a predicted model, not a curated record. NCBI's taxonomy places the organism in Eukaryota, Metazoa, Chordata, Actinopteri, Salmoniformes, Salmonidae.